GCCGCGUCUGUUUCCAGUUUUUCGUGGGACCGCCAUGGCGGCAGACGCAGCCACUGUACGGCGCCUACGCGUCCUCUCCAGGGUCAUUGCUGGCGUCCGCAAGAACAACGCCAGUGCGAAGACACUCUGGAAUGUAGAGGUGGAAGCUGCGCCACCAGGCACGGAAGAAGCUCACCGGAUCUUGCUGACAACGGCAGCCCUCUCCUUCGUUGCAGAUCUGACGCGCACUUUCGAGCAUGGCAUACAGGAGCUCUACCGGCGGCGGGCGCAGAGUAAGUGCGAGUUUGCCGACGGCCGGCGGCUCCCAGCAUUCCGCCACGGGGACAUCAGUGCCGCGUCCGGCGACUGGAGGGUAGCGCCGGUGCCCAGCAGGCUGACGAACCGUCACGUCGACCUGGGCGAUGUCAGCCCUGCAGACAUCGACCACUUCAGGGCCGCUCUGAAAGCCGACGUACAGGGCAUCCAGGUGGACUUCGACGACGGGCACUGUCCCACGUGGGGCAACCAGCUGGCCGGCCUCUUGGCGGUGUACCGAGCCGUGCACGGUACGCUGGAGGGCGCACCUCCCAUUACCGAGUGCCCCGUGCUGAUGCUGCGGCCCAGGGCUUGGAACAUGUCAGAGCGCAACCUGCUGGUAGAUGGCAAAGAGGUGCCGGGAGCUGUUUUCGAUUUCGCUCUCUUGAUGUUUCACUGCGGACACAUCCUCGCUGCGAAUCGGAGUGGACCAUUCUUCUAUCUGUCAAAAGUUGAAGGCGCUUUCGAAGCACGGCUCUGGAAUGAAAUAUUUGUAUGGGCCCAGGAUGCUCUGCGAAUACCACGAGGUACCAUUAAAGCAUGUGUCUUAAUAGAAAAUAUUCUGUCGUCUUUUGAGAUGGAAGAAAUACUUUAUGAGUUGAGAGAGCACUCUCUAGGGCUGAAUUGCGGAAUAUGGGACUACGCUGCUUCAAUUAUAGCGCAAUUCGGUGAUCGCAAGGAGUUCGUGCUGCCUGACCGUAACAAGUAUGUGAACAUGGAGAAACACUUCCUGGUGUCCUACAUGCGACUCGUGGUGCAGACCUGUCACAGAAGAGGUGCACACGCCACGGGAGGCAUGGCGGCGUUCGUAGUUGAAGGCGACGGCAGCAAAGAGAAGCUCAUAGUGGACAAAGUUUGUCAAGCGAAACUGCAGGAGAUUCAACAUGGUGUAGACGGCUUCAUGGUAUAUGAUUUGCGGUUGGUUCCCUACGUAAAUCAGCUGUGGGAGUGCGCCGCUGCCGGCGUCAACCAAUUGUCGGUGAUUCACCCAGCGCUGGUGGUAUCUCGCGAGGACCUGCUGCAGAUGCCAGCCGGAGGGGUGACAGAAGAGGGCCUGCGCCACAACAUCGCCGUCGCCGUGCUCUUCGUCUUUCACUGGUUCAAAGGCCGAGGUCACUUCUUCUACAGGGGCUGCGUCGAGGACUCUGCCACCGCAGAAAUCUCUAGGUCGCAAGUCUGGCAGUGGAUACGACAUCAGGUCUGUAUGGAGAAGACGAACGUAAUGGUGACUAAGCAUCUAGUGAAGCAGCUGACAACGGAAUUCGUACAGCAGCACCCGUUCUGCAAGGCGGAUGUCACAAAGAUGCAAGCUGCUGCGGAAGUCUUUAUGGACAUUGUAACCAGACGAGAGUUCCCGGAUUUCAUUACUACUUACCUGAACCAAUGUCCUAUUUUCUGGCACUUUCAGAGAGUGUGAAUCUUCUGGCAAUACGCUUCACAAGUGGCAGUUACGAGAUAAAAGAGCAGAAACGUU
Molecule: messenger RNA, 1768 nt
Organism: Schistocerca piceifrons (Central American locust)
Lineage: Eukaryota; Metazoa; Arthropoda; Insecta; Orthoptera; Acrididae
Product: malate synthase-like
Exons: 10
Coding region: 35-1711 (558 amino acids)
Biological process (GO): glyoxylate cycle
Cellular component (GO): cytoplasm
Molecular function (GO): malate synthase activity
Source: RefSeq, a predicted model, not a curated record